Messenger RNA from Photinus pyralis (common eastern firefly), 1313 nucleotides. Its product is annotated as alpha-tocopherol transfer protein-like. The transcript is spliced from 5 exons. Gene Ontology annotation, molecular function: phosphatidylinositol bisphosphate binding. The coding region runs from base 339 to 1133 and encodes 264 amino acids. Gene Ontology annotation, cellular component: membrane. Lineage: Eukaryota; Metazoa; Arthropoda; Insecta; Coleoptera; Lampyridae. The record is from RefSeq and is a predicted model, not a curated record.
UAGUUUAAAGGUUCCUAGGAGACAUUUAAAAGUUUCAAAACACUUCACACGGGCCUUAACAGUCCCGGAAAUUUUUGGACGCCCCCGAGUCCUUCUUCGGGUAGGGCCCCAAUGAUGGUAAUACACAAAAUUUGAUCCAAGAGUCCCCUAGGUAAAAUUUUAUAUUCGUGGUACAUGAAGUUUACAGGAAUUGGAAAUUGUCCGAGAUGUGUAGCAAGAUUACGUUCCACCCAGAGUGUACUGGAUGCAUACGGCUUCACCUUUCCUGAAGUCAAGGUGUGUCUUUGUUGAUAAUAAAUUAAUUACUUCAUAGAUAAAGGCGCGGCUUAUAUCACGGAAUGCAGGCGUAUUUUAGUUUGCAACUCCACCUGAUUUUCUUCCUGCAGAGCUGCCGCUUCAGCACCGAAAAGGCGAAAGCGACAAUAGAAUCGUUUUUCACCUACAGAGCCCACUGGACCGAAUUCUUCAGAGACAGGGAUCCCACUCUGCCUCAGCUGCGUGCACAGCUCGAAGUCGCGGGGUUUCUGCCUUUACCAAAGAAAACAACUCACGGUCACCAGAUCAUCCUGUUUAGAUUCCUCAAUACCGAUCCAAGCCGUUUUGAUGUGAACGCGCAGAUCAAGCUCUUCGACAUGUGCGUCACGCAAUGGUUGAUGAAGAACGGCACGUGCGAAGGAUUCGCGGUCGUGUGCGACCUGAAGGGAGUCGUCCUCGGACAUAUACUCAGAGCGAACCUCACUUCGAUUAAAAGAGGGAUAAUGUACGUUCAGGAGGCGCUUUUUACCCGACUGAUAAGUAUCCACCUGGUGAACGCCGGCUCUUAUAUGGAUCGAAUAAUGAGCAUGAUCAGACCGUUUCUGAAUGAGGAGCUGAUUAACAUGGUACAUUGCCACCAGAACUUCACUCUGCCGAAAGAUAUUCCAGUGGAGUGCCUGCCAAGUGACUACGGAAGCUUGCAGCCGUCCUUUCAGGAGCUGCAGGACGCCAACAUUAAAAGGCUGAUGGACUAUGCGGAGUACUUCAGGAAUGAGGAUACGUACAUUGCGGAUGAAACCAAAAGAGCAGUAGGAUCAGUGAAGACCACUGACAUUUUUGGAGUUGAAGGCUCCUUUAAAAAAUUAGACAUUGAUUAACUACUGCGCUUGGAAAGUCCGUGAGCUUGACAUUUGAAAUACGUUUCAGGACUUGUAAAAAUUUUCGAGUUUAAUUUUAAGAAGAUCUUUGUAAUACGUUUCAGAACAAAAAUUUACUUAGCUUUUUUACUGUCUUGCUCUACAGUUAUACCCAAACCACCUGCGAUAUCAUACAGGCAA